This is a messenger RNA of Rubroshorea leprosula, 1604 nucleotides long. The record is from the annotation of a GenBank genome assembly. Lineage: Eukaryota; Viridiplantae; Streptophyta; Magnoliopsida; Malvales; Dipterocarpaceae.
UCCGACUUCAGUCCCUCUCUCCCAUUUGCUUUCAGCAACAUCUUCCUUCCACACAACACAACCCAACGGAAGUAGCCUCCCUUUGGCGAGAUGAAGGGACAUUAUCAGCAUCGACUCAGCUCAAUUUCACCUCUUUAGGGUUCCUCUUCUAUUAUGAAUCCUAACUCCUCCGCUCCAUCAGUAGCUAAUCCAUCAAUACCCGUCUUAUCUUUCCUCAACCUCUGUUUUUACUUCAUCACCUAGCAUGCACAGUUCCAACAGGAACAAGUGGAAUUUAUAGUUUGAUAUUGCGGAGACCUGGCAUUGUUGGCAGUAGAGCUCAUCUGAGAUCGUUAAGUGAAGAAAACAAUGAUCUAGGUGGUGACCAAGGUGAGGUUUUAGGCCUGGAUUUGGAGUCUCUGAGAUUUUGCUGAAGCAGGGGGUCUUUAUUGGGGCAAUGCUUUGUUGUCUUUUGGUUUUCACGUGCAAGAGAGUGCUUGUGGUGGAGGGAGUGGUGAAUGCAGGGUAUGGAGUGAUUGAGCAGUGGGCAUUGUUGUUGAGGAAUGCGUGGCCUAAGGUUUCUAUGGUUCUUAAUAUUUUCAAAGAGAAAGGUGUGAUUCUGAUUGCACUUUUAUGUCUAUCUGCAUUCUUCUCAUGGCAGAGACCUUAUAACUACACUGUGGCCAUGGAAGUUUGUGGUGGUUGUGCAAUGGCAUUUGGACUUAAAUAUUGGGUUCAUGAGCUGGCUGAAAAAGAGUCUGAAGAUGGUGCAUUUCAAAUGCUUCGCAGUGAUGUAACUCGAUUUUUGUCCACCAUUCUUAUUGGCACUACGGUGGUCAAUAUUGGAGCAAUUGCUUUAGUGAUAGAUGCAACAACAGCAAUAUUUGGAGAAGUUGGUGUUAGUGCCACAACUGGAGUCAUGACUAUAGUAACCUUAGAAGAUGUGGUUGAGAUUGUUGGAGAAGUCUUUGAUGAAAAUGAUUCGAAGGAGGAGAUCCAGAAGAAAACUGGCUAUAUUGCAAUGAGAGCAGAGGGAGUAUAUGAUGUUGAUGCCAAUACCUCUAUUUAUAUUUAUUUGCUAUCUGAGGACUUGAAUAUCAAAAUGCCAGAGGAACAUCAGUGUGAGGCAGUAUCUGGUUUUGUAUGUGAAGUAUUUGGAUACAUUCCUAGGGCUGGUGAGAGCAUCAAAGUUGCCCUCAAAAGGGUUAAUCAAGAUGAUGAUGAUAAGCAUGAUGAAGAUGGAUCCGAUCAUCAAGAUGUGAAGGAAUGGCAUCAGAUAUAUAGACUUGAGAUGUUAGCUGCAAAUGCCCAAAAGGUUAGUGCUGUUCGUUUUGAGUGGACAGACAAUGGGGAAGCUAUGGCAGAGGCCAACGAAGUAACUCGAUUGAUUCCCAAAAUCAUGAAGAGGAAAGGGAACAAUGACAAAUUGGAUAACAUUACCUAUGAUGAGAACGCAUUUCGAAAGAGACAAGGGAAUUGCCUUUCUGAUUGCUAUGUAGUUGCUGAAGAUACAUAAGAUAAUGGCCAUUAGCUACAUUGCUUAUUCUGUUUUGUUUUUCUUUAGCUCCUACUUUUCCUUUCCCAUAUUCUUACUGCCCCAUGGAGAAGAAAUGGAAGGAAACCAC